AGCGCUUCGAAAAUAUGGGAGCAACUAUCAACAGAACGAAAACGACAAGAAGUUGACAGAAGUACAAGUACGUACCGGUACCGGUAUUUCGGUAUUUCAGUGUUUCGUUUGCUCUUUCAUCCUGUAUCGGUACCGAGGUGCUGUUGAUCUAUUCUGGCAUCGUUUGUUCAUUGUUUCCGAUGGAGCUUCUUCUGCCCCUAAAGAAGCAUUGCCACCCUCGCGUUAUUCAAUUGAACAGCAUAAGUUCUAUAUUUCAUCACCAAUAUUUCAUCGCAGUCGAUAUGAGACGAUACCCAACACAGCCGAAUGAGCCAAUUGAUUGGUCCCGAAAAAUACAGGGUGCACUUUCGGGAUUUGCCUGUGGAUCCAUGAUUGGUGGAAUUGGUUCUCUUCUCCAAUCCAGAGGAAGGAUCACCCCCCAAACCCUUCCAGCAGCAAUGUUCUUGGGAACGGUUUUAGGUGUUGGUUAUGCCAUUCGAAUGUAACAAAGAGUAGAAGUGAACAAGGAAUAGAAAUAUUUGAUUGAAAUACGAUAGAAUUCGUGGUAAUUGAAUCCGGGGGGUUUUACAAUGGGAACAAGAAUAGAGGAGAUACGUCGAGACUGUGAAAUAUAUUUUUUUCUAUUUGGAAGGAGAUCCUACGUACUGCAUAAAGAUUUUCGGGAGUUUUGGCAGGGUCAAAUAAACUCGUAAAUGUAAACAGGUUCUCUGUCUUCUAAAUAAUUGACUUUUAGGUGGGUUGUACAGGGGAAAAACAUGGGAUACAAUGACGACCAAAUACGAUUCGGCAACUUGCUCUUCUAACAAAUCCAAUUCGACAUAGAAAUGAGUACGGAUUGUAAAUGCAGUAAUGGCAAAAUAGAAAUCCUUCUGUUUUAGAAGCGUUCCUUCAAAAUCAAAUACAAGCCUAUUC
Pseudo-nitzschia multistriata is the source of this 912-nucleotide messenger RNA. The record is from the annotation of a GenBank genome assembly. NCBI's taxonomy places the organism in Eukaryota, Bacillariophyta, Bacillariophyceae, Bacillariales, Bacillariaceae.